Triticum urartu is the source of this 1240-nucleotide messenger RNA. The record is from RefSeq and is a predicted model, not a curated record. Lineage: Eukaryota; Viridiplantae; Streptophyta; Magnoliopsida; Poales; Poaceae.
AUGACAGACGUCAAUCUAAUCAAUCUCAGGACCGGCCGGGGGGGGGGGGGGGGGGGGGGGAUGAAGAAGAAAUACAAUGCCAUGUUCACCUUCGGUGACUCGAUGGAUGAGACAGGCAACAUAUGCGUCGCCAGCAGCAACAAGACGGAGUUGAACGUGCUCACCUGCACCCACCCGCCGUACGGCGAGACCUACUUCGGAAGGCCGUCUUGCCGGUGGUGCGACGGCCGCGUGGUUGUUGAUUUUGUUGCACAAGCACUUGGGCUUCCAUUACUCCCACCGUCGAAAGCGAAAGGCAAAGAUUUCCGUCGGGGCGUAAACAUGGCCAUCACCGGUGGCACGGCCAUGAACUUCACCUUCUACAGAUCUCUGGGCAUUGAAAAUCCGGUGUGGAACCAUGGCUCACUAGACACGCAGAUCCAAUGGUUCAAGGACUUGUUGCCCUCCAUAUGCGGGACAGAGCAGAGUUGCAAAGGAUACAUGAGGAAAUCGCUCUUCAUGUUCGGUGCAUACGGCGGGAACGACUACAACGUGCAGCUGCUUGAACGCGGUUUGACACCGGAGCAGGCAAUGAACUACACCCCAAAGAUCGUUGGUGCCAUCGCCGACGGCGUGGAGAAACUGAUUGCUCUGGGCGCCGUCCACGUCGUCGUCCCGGGAAUCUUCCCGACCGGCUGCUUGCCGAUCUUCCUGUCCUUGUUCGGGGACGGCGACGGCGACGGCGACCUGGACGACGCCGGCUGCCUCAAGGCCUACAACCUCCUGAGCAAGUACCACAACUGGAUGCUCCGGAAGCAGGUGGAGGCCCUCCAGCGGAGGCACCACAACUCGACGAGGCUCAUGUACGCGGACUACUACGGCCUCGUGUACCAGAUGGUCCAGGAGCCCCACAAGUUUGGGUUUAGCGCUCCGUUUGAGGCCUGCUGCGGGGCGGGAGGGGGCAAGUACAACUUCGACCUGAGCGCGAGGUGCGGCAUGGACGGGGCCACGGUGGCGUGCCGCCACCCGUCGGCGCGGCUCAGCUGGGACGGCAUCCACCCUACGGAGGCGGCUAACAAGGUGAUCGCCGGGGCACUGCUCAGGGGACCCUACUGCACCCCUCCCAUCCUAUCCUAGGCUAAAAACUCUCGUAAAGCAGCCCUACACCAAAAAGGACCAAGCAGAUCCAUGUAUCUACCUAUCAAUUAUGUAUGAUGAUGAUAAUCCUAGAACAACCAGGCACCGGCACGGCAUAGGUUGC